UGCUUGAUGUUCAGAAGUCAAAUAAAGAAAAGGAACCUCUUUAAAAUAAGCGUAGUUUGAGGGGCAUAGGGCAUCGAAAUGUCUUGUGAUCUACCCUGUUUGUCCUAUAUGGCAUUGUAUAUCAUUUCAAUGCACGUUAUUCAGAGUAAUUCUCGAACUUCCACCCACUGGCGACUGACAGAUGGACGAGUGUCCGCUUCUGACAGUUCCCUGUUUGCUGGGGCUGCGCCUGGCGGAGAAGAGCUUGAUCCACUCUUGAAUAUCCUCACAAACAAAGUAGUCAACGACGGAAAAUGGAAAUUAGAGGCAGACAAGACAUGUCAGGAUUGCGAUAAGGCAGAUGACAAACAUAAAGGGAAAAAAAAUGAAGAAAAAGAAAAGGCUAGCGAAACAAAAAGUACGGACGCGAGUGCUAACUGCAGCAAAACAAAGAAGGAAGUUUUAGACUGCGGUAAACCAAUCAACACAACACAGUUUGAUCACCUACGUGGUAUUGCCAACCGUCAUGAACACCCGCACAUACCAGAACCUGAAGUUGCCAUGAUCUUCCGGAAAAAAGCGGGACGCCAUUCUGAGGUGGACAUGAAUGAGUUGGAGAGACGACUGAAGAAAUCUAAGAAAGAUCGCCCCAAAUCAGCCCAGGUUUACAAUCAAAUAGGGAACUUCUGGCGGAUAAGAGGCAAUACGCAAUUAUCCAUAGAAUGUUUCCGGAAAGCGCUGUCCAUCUCACCGAAUAAUCCAGACGUCCUCCUCAAUCUUGCACGCGUCUUAUUCAACCUCCAAUUCCUCGAUGAUGCGAUAUUUCUGACACGCCGAUCACUGGAAAUGCAAUCUCCAGACCAGAAUCCGUGGCUGCAGCAUUUUACACUCGGUGAAAUUCUCAAGGCGUAUGGACACUAUCAGGAAGCAACACAUCAUUUCCGUCACACAUUGGAGCUAAAACCAGGUUUUCAACCGGCACAGGCAAAUUUACGAGAAAUGGAAGUAAGCCCGGAUGGGACGGUUACAUACUAUACUUUGUUUAUCAUUCUAUUCCUUGUCAUGGGAGUAUUGUGUGGAAUUUUAACAUCCGUCGAGGCAAACUUCGAGGAAUAUGGUGAAAUGAUGAAAACCCAACGACAUUUCAAUCGCGCAAUGGCGAUGCGUUCCAUUAAACUCGGAAUGAAUCCGAGAAUUAUGCGAAUGAAGAAGUACCACUGCUGAUUUUGACCAAUAGUACACGCGCUACCUGUAGGUUCUAAUAUUAGUGCUAAUUAUCCAAAUAAUGCUUUGUUAAGUAAUAGAUACAGUAGAACCUCUCUAUUAAGGACACCCUCGGGACUGACAAGUGCUGUCCUUAAUAGAGAGGUGUCCUGAUUAGAGAGGUCAAAUUGAAUGGAAACAACCAAUUUGGGACCAAAGCUAGUGUCCUUAAUAGAGAGGUGUCCGCUAAGAGAGGUUCUACUGUACUUCUCUAUGCAGUAAAUACACCAUACACUGAAUAGGAAUAUCUGGUCUGGAUUGUUGAAUUGUUUGGGUUGGUUGAUGUCCGUGUCACUAUGCAUUCAAAGUGAAUUAUAAAAUAAAUUUAAAAAAUUGGUAUAGACUGCCACAAGAAGAAAUUGUGCAUCAUCAUAUAAGUGUUGAUAUCUCCUGUGGGAAAGUCUUUUUUCCAAAUUUUCAAAGGAAUUUUUUUUCUGACAGUUCAGUACCAUCUUUGAUAAUAUUUGAUCUGUUUGAGUGUGUCUGACAAAAUUAGUUCAAAGGCCAGCCCUCACAUAAUUAUUUGAACAAAAUCUUGUCAGAAAUGUGUCAUUGUCAGCAAAUUGAUUUUUAUAUUUGAUGCAAAAAAUUUUGCCCUGUUCUCUACAGUACUUUUAAGAGGGAUGUACCUUUUUUGCAGGCUCGGAACAAAAAUAUGUUAUUUUGUGGUGUUAUUCUCAUAAAAGUCCCACUUCACAUUUCAUUAAGAUCUUUUACACAUUUAUUGGCAUGAUCAUCGUCUUCUGGUUCCAUUUUACGAUGAAUUUGAUAACUCUGGGAGAGGGGGAACCUACUUUAAAUGUUUCCAAAAUCCUUGGAAGACUCUCGGUCGAACUCUUUAUAACCAGGCUGAAUCUUACAAACCUGAAUUUUGUUAUUUCCAGAAAAUGCACAUAAUCUGAAGGUGGAAUCUUAGCAGUAUUUUCGUCCUUGGCCACUGGGUCGGGGCGCUAACAAAAGACCCAGACAAAAUGGGAAAACAGCCUGCAUGUACCUAGAAAUUCCACAAAAUCCUGGGUUUGUUGCCUAAUACAGUAUAAUAAAAUUAGUGAGGGCUGGCCAAAUGUUAUACCUCUUUUCUUGCCAUUCCCUUUUGUGUUCAUAAAUUAAUUGGGGAUGGAAUAUUGGAAUGUCUACAAGUCUGUUUUAAAAGUUGUUUCAGGCCCGCCCAAAAAAGUGCUCCGUUUCUGGUUUCACGGUUCACUGAAAAUUGAUGCGGUCUUGCAGGGUUUUUUUCUGGGAUAUUUUUUAUCACUUUUGUAGAUGUACAUGUAUGUGGAGAUUUCCGUACAGAAAAAAAACUGGGGUAAAACACAACAGAUUGCCUACUUUUCAGCUGCAGCAAUCAAUUUUGACGAACUACAUAAAUUUUGUUCCAUGUUUGUUCAGGUUUCUGCUGUUGAGAAGAUUUAAUAGUAGGGAGCCGCCGUGAUCAAUGCCCAGAGGGAAAUUCCAUAGGUGAUUCAGCGUGUAUAGUUCCAGAAUAAGCCACGUGGCGCUAAGGUGCACGAUAUCUUCUGCUUGAAAAUAUUGACGGAAAAAAUUAAAAAAUAUUGACGUGCAGGAGUUGGAACUGACGCGCGCAGAAACCAGAAACCGAACACUUUUUCUUUUGGCCUUACAUAUGUAUAGAUGCACAGGCCACGACAUCCAUGACCUAUCAGUGUACAACAUAACUGACUAUUGCAGUGAAGUAUUAAAGGUUAUCUAUCAUCAUGAUGCUGCUAAAAAAAAUUAGCUGUUGCUGUCUUUCAACAAAAAAAUUUUUUGCUUUGAAUGCAUAUUCAAUUCUUGGUCUGAAAACACCCAAACAAGUAUAUUCUGAGAGUUGCCUGAAAAACUUUGAAGAGGGUUCUGCAAUACACUUUUAUAUGAAGCUUUGCAGUAUAUUUCAUGGUACAUAGUACGAUAUUUGCCUGGUAAGAGGACUUGGUAAUGCACGAGAGGCUUCCAACAGAAUGAAAAGACUCUAAAUUUGAAAUUGAGUGCUGUGGCAGGUAAAAAGAGAUCUGCCUUAUCUCUGUGUCCCAAACUCAUGCACAUACUCAAAUGUCGCUUGAAAUACAAGACCUGAUCACUGCAGCCAAUCACAAUUCAAACGCAUUUGAUUUCCUGGCAUAAUCUUACCUCUCCAACAGUGGAACCUCCCAAUAAGGACACCCCACGGGACUUAUAACUGCUGUCCUUAUUAGAGGGGUGUCCUGAUUAGAGAGGUAAACUUGAAUGGAAACAACCCAUUUGGGACCAAAACUAGUGUCCUUUAUAGAGAGGUUGUCCUUAAUUAAUAGAGAGGUGUCCGCUAAGGGAGGUUCCACUGUACUUGGAAUACAGUAUAUUUUGUUUUUUGAUGCCAGAUGUCAGUUGUGCUCAUAUGAUGUAGGGAACCCUCUUUAUAAAGUUUUUAUUGUUUGACAGCACUUGCGACUGAAAGUACAGUUCUUGUAUAGAUGGUGUGAAUGUAAGCCUAUCAUUAGGCGGCAGUGUAUAGAAAGGCCUGUGUGUAUUGCUUGUAUGCAGGAACUUGCAGGAAGUCUUACUGAAUCCAUUUGAAAAGACUCUCACUGAUUCACUGCCACUGGACUUCUUGGCUAAGUGAAAAUGAGACUGAACUGAUAUUCCACAUUUGAGUAUGAUCUCAUCUUUGUAAAGUAUGUUUUUUCAUCUGAUUGUUAAUCUACAAGGCUAUUCCCACCUUCUUUCUUCUUGCGGUGUUUUGAAGAGUUGUACAAAAACAAGGUUGACUUGGGCCAUUGAAAAGUGAGUUGACCUUCUACAACCGCCCUAAUUGCACCUUACUUAUACCAGAAUUGUACGAAAUACGCUAAAAAGCUUUUAAUAGUGUCUUUUGAAAGGUGCUUCAUAAAUUAAGCUUCUUUUUUGAAUUGACCCAGAAGAUGCAGUCGAUUCAGGACUUGAUGGAAAAGUCAUCUCCUUCAAAGGCCAAAGUCACCCUUCUUCAAGUGCAACAAAAUAUGUUGUAUCAUUUAGUUUUGAAAUCUGGACUUGGUUGUUCGUUCAAGAAAAUGCAGCCCACCCUUGAGAUGACCCCUUAUGCAAAUCCUGCUCAUAGUGUAUGCGCUGUACAUCAUUUAGGAUGAUAGGAAUAUAAUUUAGGUGAAUGAUUUGGCACUAGAUGGCACUGUAGUCUUUGUCAUGCUGCCUUCCACCGUCGUUUAUCAUUUGCUAUUGGUCAAUAAAAGCAGUAAUACAAGUAUUAUCAUAAUGUAUAUUACAGACUCCAGAAUAAUAUUUUGUUAUUCGACAUUUUAUCACGUGAUGAUCAGAUCACCAGAUUUGUUUCGUUUUCGAGAGGAAAUGCAAACAAUGAAAUAAAAAACUUCUCACGACAAA
Messenger RNA from Lineus longissimus, 4593 nucleotides. RefSeq lists its product as uncharacterized. Gene Ontology annotation, biological process: actin filament polymerization. Gene Ontology annotation, molecular function: protein binding. Gene Ontology annotation, cellular component: cytoplasm; actin cytoskeleton. The transcript has 3 exons. Lineage: Eukaryota; Metazoa; Nemertea; Pilidiophora; Heteronemertea; Lineidae. The coding region runs from base 79 to 1203 and encodes 374 amino acids. The record is from RefSeq and is a predicted model, not a curated record.